AUGAUAUCAAUAAAGCAAGCUUUAAAUUCUGGAAAUGGUUUGGAAGCUAACCAGACACCAGAGGAGGGAACGAAUCAAGAACAAAAUCCCCAAAGUCCAAAAAAUAAUUCCGAAAAUCAAUCGCAAAAUGGAGAAAUAGCAAGUCCGAACUCUGCCAAAUCUAAUAAAUCUAACAAUAAUUCUGUUAACGUAAGCGGAAAUGCAUCUCAAAGAAGUAAUAAAACAGAAAAAAAUUCAAAUCAAGGCGAAACCGAACAAAAUAACGAUGAAGUUAAAAGUCAAAAUUCUGAGCAACCCGAAAAUAACGAAAAUCAAGAUCAAAACGAUCAAGAAAAUAAUAACGGAGAUACAGCAAUUUCAGACGAAACAUUAGACAAAGUGCAUGGGAUGGUAGAUCAAAAUUUCAUUACAGAGCAAACGAAUACGAAUGAAAAUCCUGAAGAAGAAAAUAAUGAAAAUCAAGUACUAAUUAAAUUCCAAAGCUAUGAAGGCAUAUAUUUUAAUAUUAGACUCGAGAGGCCAAAACUCAUCAAUAAAUAUGACAACUCAUAA
Trichomonas vaginalis G3 is the source of this 552-nucleotide messenger RNA. RefSeq lists its product as uncharacterized. The transcript has a single exon. The record is from RefSeq and is a predicted model, not a curated record. Bases 1 to 552 code for a protein of 183 amino acids. Lineage: Eukaryota; Parabasalia; Trichomonadida; Trichomonadidae.